Maudiozyma saulgeensis is the source of this 1134-nucleotide messenger RNA. The record is from the annotation of a GenBank genome assembly. Lineage: Eukaryota; Fungi; Ascomycota; Saccharomycetes; Saccharomycetales; Saccharomycetaceae.
AUGACGACAAAUUUUUUACAAAAUAAUUCACAAAUUAAUCCUUCAUAUUUAAAUACAAUGUCACAGAAUCAAUCUUCUUCUUCUUCUUCUUCUUCUUCUUCAUAUAAUGAUAAAAUAAAUGGUAGAAGAAUAUAUCCUAUUGAUUCAACAAAUUCCAAUUUAUCAAUUGCAACAACUAAUGUCGAAAAUUCAAUGGUAUCAACAAUUAAAAAUGCAAGUCAUGUAAUUGAUGUUUAUGCAUCAAAUGAUUUAGAACGAUUAAAAGGUCAAACAUUAUUACCAUCUCCAGAUUUAUCAAAAAUAUUUGACACAGAUUCAUUAAAAUUAUUAGAUAGAAAUGCUUUCAAAUAUAGAGAAAAUCUAAAUAGUUUGAUUUAUAUUAGAAAUAAUAAUGGUUCAGGUUCAUAUAUGGAAGAAAAUCCAAGAAAGAGUCAAUCAAUAUCACUUGGUUCUUUAGGGAAUCCAUCAAUUAAAAAUAUUUCAAUGUUUCCUCCAGGAAAUCAAUCUAUUGUUAGCAGUAAUACAUCGAGCAGGUCCUCAACUCCUUUCAAUUUUACAACUUCGGCAACUCCAAUUAGUCAAGCAUCUUCAAUUUCAUUGAAUGAAAGGUUUACUAAAAAUAUGCAUUUUGGAUCAUCAAUGCAAGACAUGUCGAUUCCUAGAACUCCUAUAGAGUUAUCAACUGCAAAGGGAGUUAAUAAUAGCAAUAAUAAUAAUACAACAACUCCAUCUCCUGUAUCUUCAAUAUCAUCAUCUAAGGUUGGUAAAAAACCAUAUACUAAAAAGGGUCAUAAGAAAUCCAAGAGUACAACCAAUCAAGUUAUUGGUUCAUCAAAGGAUUCAUUAGAAGAAAGAAGAAAAUAUCGUUGUUCGGUAUGUCCUAAGGGAUUUACUACGUCUGGUCAUUUAGCUAGACAUAAUAGAAUUCAUACAGGAGAAAAGAAUCAUGCUUGUCCUUUUAAUAAUUGUAAACAAAGAUUUAGUAGACAAGAUAAUUGUUUACAACAUUAUAGAACACAUUUUAAAAAUAAUAAUGGUGUACCAAGGACACAUGAAAUCAUAUCAUAUACUGAAACAUCACAAGUUAAUAAUAGACCAUCUGGUAUGAACUAUUAUGAACAACAAUAUAAAUAA